Messenger RNA from Racocetra fulgida, 304 nucleotides. The record is from the annotation of a GenBank genome assembly. NCBI's taxonomy places the organism in Eukaryota, Fungi, Glomeromycota, Glomeromycetes, Diversisporales, Gigasporaceae.
AUGAAAUCCUCUCAAUUAUUCUUUAUCAUAUUUGGUCUUUUGGCCUUUACAUCGAUUAAUUCUCCCGUAUUGGCUAAUAACUAUGGUUUAGAUGUGAAAUGUGAAAAAGUCGACGCAGAUCAAUGGGUUGCGGAGUUUACUUGGAAUCCUAAUGAAGCAGUUGCUCAACAAGAUGACCAAAUGGAACAACAAAAAAAUACCCCUGUUAAAAGAGAUAGGAAAUAUAAUAAAGAUGAUAAAGGGAAAUAUAAUAAUGAUAAAGAUGAUAAAGGGAAAUAUAAUAAUGAUAAAGAUGAUAAAAAUG